CAUAGUAACACCACAUCAUCAUCAUAGGCCACGCCCCCAACACCCACAUCAACAUCACAGCCACACCCCUCAACACCCACACCAACAUCACAGCAAUUAAUCCGAAUAAUUAAUCUGAAUUAAUUCACCCAUAUGUCCCUGCUUGUGCUCUGAGAUCGAGUUCUGAGAAUUUGCUUGCAGUACCUAAAUUCCGACUGGUGUGGGUGGCAGGGCUUUCAACAUCUCAGCAUCUAAACUCUGGAACAAACUUGCACAAAACCUCCGUGCUGUCUCUUCACUCCAGACCUUUAAAACUGUUCUCAAAAUUACUUAUUUACAAUAUGUUUUGUUAAUUGAUUGUAGCAGACUGCCUCAAUUUUCAGUUCUAUGCUUGCUUUCGUUACUUUUCUUGGAUUAUAUCAUCUCUGUCUGCUCUAUUUGCUUGAUUAUGUGACUGUAUAUCUGUUGUUCAUGUUAUCUAUCAACUUUAUGUAAAGCGACCUUGGGUCCUUGAAAGGCGCUAUAUAAAUAAAACAUAUUAUUAUUUUUAUUAUCACAGCCACGCCCCUCAACACCCACAUCAUCAUCACAGCCACGCCCCUCAACACCCACACCAUCACAGACCACCUCCCUUAACAACCACAUCAUUAUCACAGCCAUGCCUCUCAACAACAACAUUACAGCCACGCCCCUCAACACCCACACCAUCACAGUCACGCCCCUCAACACCCACAUCAUCACAGCCACGCCCCUCAACAUCCACACCAUCACAGCCACGCCCCUCAACACCCACACCAUCACAGCCACGCCCCUCAACACCCACACCAACAUCACAGCCACGCCCCUCAACACCCACACCAACAUCACAGCCACGCCCCUCAACAUCCACACCAUCACAGUCACACCCCUCAACACCCGAACCAUCACAGGCCACGCCCCUCAACCACGCCCCUUACCAACCACAUCAUUAUCACAGCCACCCACGCCCCUCAACACCCACACCAACAUCACAGUCAUGCCCCUCAACAUCCACACCAUCACAGUCACACCCCUCAACACCUGA
Messenger RNA from Sinocyclocheilus anshuiensis, 1042 nucleotides. Its product is annotated as mucin-2-like. Lineage: Eukaryota; Metazoa; Chordata; Actinopteri; Cypriniformes; Cyprinidae. The coding region runs from base 638 to 1042 and encodes 134 amino acids. The record is from RefSeq and is a predicted model, not a curated record. The transcript is spliced from 4 exons.